This is a messenger RNA of Oenanthe melanoleuca, 4484 nucleotides long. It is a transcript of the gene TTC39C, whose product is annotated as tetratricopeptide repeat domain 39C. Gene Ontology annotation, biological process: cilium assembly; otolith morphogenesis. The transcript has 14 exons. The record is from RefSeq and is a predicted model, not a curated record. Bases 225 to 1943 code for a protein of 572 amino acids. Gene Ontology annotation, molecular function: protein binding. Lineage: Eukaryota; Metazoa; Chordata; Aves; Passeriformes; Muscicapidae.
UGGGGCGCGGGGCAGCGCCGCCGCUUUCGGAGCGUUUGCGGGCGCGGAGCGGCUGCGGCACCGCCGAGUUCGCGCCUCCGCGGGCACCGGGCGCUCCCGGCUCCUCCCGCCGGCACGCCGAGGCAGCACCAGGCUGCCCGGGAAGGGGUGGGCGGGUAGGCAGUUGGGUAGGUAGGAAGGAAGGUAGGGGAGAGUCGGCAGGGUCCCGCUGCCUCCUCAUCGUCAUGGCCGGCUCGGAGUACCGGGAGGACGGGGACGCGCCGCUGCCCAUCGAGGAUUCGGAGCUGGCGCUGGCCGGCAUCAAUAUGCUGCUGAACAACGGCUUCCGCGAGUCCGACCAGCUCUUCAAGAAAUACAGGAACCAUAGCCCAUUAAUGAGUUUUGGAGCCAGUUUUGUCAGUUUUUUGAAUGCCAUGAUGACAUUUGAAGAGGAGAAAAUGCAACUGGCAUGUGAUGACUUGAAGGCUACAGAGAAACUUUGUGAAAGUGAAGAAGCUGGAGUUAUAGAAACAAUCAAGAAUAAAAUUAAAAAGAAUGUUGAUGGACGAAAAUCUACUCUAUCCAUGAUAGAUCGUCUACAAAGACAAAUAAUUGUAGCAGACUGUCAAGUCUACUUGGCUGUGCUCUCGUUUGUAAAGCAAGAGUUAUCAGCGUACAUAAAAGGUGGGUGGAUACUCCGAAAAGCCUGGAAAAUUUACAAUAAGUGCUAUACGGACAUUAAUACACUUCAGGAAAUAUAUCAGAAGAAAACAACUCAGGAAUCCUUGACUUCUGAUGCUGCAAAUGAUAAUCAUAUUGCUGCAGAAGGUGUAACGGAGGAUUCGCUAAACAGACUGAAAGGUGCUGUUAGCUUUGGAUAUGGACUUUUUCAUCUUUGCAUAUCCAUGGUGCCCCCAAACCUGCUCAAAAUCAUCAACCUGCUGGGUUUUCCUGGAGACCGCCUACAGGGGCUUUCCUCACUGAUGUAUGCAAGUGAAAGUAAGGACAUGAAGGCCCCUUUAGCUACAUUAGCUCUGUUGUGGUACCACACAGUUGUUCGUCCCUUUUUUGCCCUUGAUGGCAGUGAUAACAAGGCAGGAUUGAAGGAGGCAAAAGAAAUUCUUGCCAAAAAAGAAUCUGCUUAUCCAAAUUCUUCUCUGUUCAUGUUCUUCAAGGGAAGGAUACAGCGAUUAGAGUGUCAAAUUAAUAGUGCCUUGACCUCAUUUCAUACUGCUUUGGAACUUGCAACAGACCAAAGGGAGAUUCAACAUGUCUGCUUGUAUGAAAUAGGUUGGUGCAGCAUGAUAGAGAUGAACUUCAAAGAUGCAUUUGAAUCCUUUGAAAGGCUUAAAAAUGAAUCCAGGUGGUCCCAGUGCUACUAUGCUUAUUUAACAGCAGUGUGUCAAGGAGCCACUGGUGAUGUCAAUGGUGCUCAGAAUGUGUUCAAGGAAGUUCAGAAGCUUUUCAAAAGAAAAAACAAUCAGAUUGAACAAUUUUCAGUGAAAAAGGCAGAUAGAUUUAGGAAACAAAUGCCAACCAAAGAGCUCUGUGUCCUGGCAUCCAUUGAAGUGUUAUACUUAUGGAAAGCCCUUCCAAACUGUUCCCUCUCGAACUUACAGCACAUGAGUCAAGCUUGUCAUGAUGUGGAUGAUUCAUCGGCUGCUGGUUUGAGGAAUUUGCUUCUUGGUGCCAUACACAAAUGUUUAGGAAAUUCUGAAGAUGCUAUUCAGUACUUUCAGCGAGCUGCUAAAGAUGAACUCUGCCGUCAAAGCAACUUGUACGUCCAGCCAUAUGCUUGCUAUGAACUUGGCUGUAUCCUGUUAGACAAUCCAGAGACUGUGCCAAGAGGCAAAACCUUACUGCUCCAAGCCAAGGAGGAAUUUUCUGGCUAUGACUUUGAGAACAGAUUGCACGUCCGCAUACAUGCAGCCUUAGCCUCUCUAAGGGAAGUGGUUCCACAGUGACCAACAGGAAGGCUUGCUAUCAUUUCCUACAGUUCCUGCACUUUAGGAUGAAGCAGAAGAAAGAGCUGUUGGGAAGUCCAGCUUUUCUUCUGAAAACCACUUGUGCCAGAGACACUUUCCUAGUAUGGUCAGAGUUGUUACGGCUGAGUAAAAACAUUACAAUUUUAACUAAAGGUAAAUCAACCAGGAAGAAGGUUAAGUGACCUUGUGUUUUUAACUCUUAAUUUUUUAUUUUGUUCAAACCAAGCUGUAUACAAUUACUUGCAGCUUUGUGGGUGAGCCUAAAUAAAAGCACAUGAUUUACUUCAACAACAUUGGCAAGGUUGAUUUUUACCUUUUAAAACAGAUCUAUAUCUAAAAUUUGCCAGGCGGAGUACUUUUGGUUGGAUUAGAAUAAUGCAAUAUAAGUAAUUGAUUUAAGUGUUGAACUUCGAAAUGGUCAGAAUACUCCUUUUUCUCCAAAUAUUAGCCAGUACACAGGAGGAGGAGGAAAAAGCCGCAAAGAACAGAUCUUACUAAAUUUUAGUGGCUUAUGCCAGUUACCUCAUGAUGGUGAAUUUUAAACCUCUCACCCCCUUUUAUUAUUUAUCCCUUUUCUCCCAACCCGGCUCAUUUUUGUGAUAUAAAUGAUGUCAAUAUUUAAGUUUUUUGCUUCUGGUACAUUCCACACAAAUACUUUGACAUCCAGCUACUGCUUGAGCAGUUCUUAUUUUGGCUCUUAUGUUCUGAAUAUCGUGUUAAGAUUUUUCAUUGCUUUUCAUGUUUUUCAUUCAAGCUGCUGGAUCCUUAUAGCAGUGACCUUUAAAAGGUAUUUAAAAAACCUGCAACCAAACAAAAUGCCAACCCACAAAUCUGCUUUGAUAGUUACACCAAUAUUACAAUAUCUUUGGUCUCUGUAUAGUAUUUCAAGCCUGUGGUGUUAAGUUAUUGAAAUACCUCAGAGAGCCUAAAACUUUUGUCAUGACAAUAUAAUUUCUAAUACUUGGCCAUCAGUGUGCUUAUCUAGCUUUUUUUUAACUUUUGUCUGUAAUGUGUAGUAUUACCUUAUAUUUUAUAUUCAGCUAAUGUUAUAAUCUAGGAAGGUAAAUAUUUUUUUAAAGAAGCUUAUGAAUGGAAAUCUGACCAUAAAGUUAGUUGAAUUAUAUUACUUUGCAAAGCUAAGAAAACUGGAUAUCCUUGGAAAUAGUUAUCCAAAAGCCUUAUCUUUACUUUGGUCAGGUUGCCUUAAACAGUUCCUUAGCUUAAGCUUUUGUUUUAUUUUGUUUUCUUGGUUUUUUUUUUUUUUUGCUUUGUUUUGUUUUGUUUUUGUUUCUUCUUACCUUUUUGUAGACCAUGUUGCCAAAGUUCUAGACUUUGCCCACACCUAACCUUCAUUGGUUUGCUUUUGAGGUUACAUCUAAAGCAAGACUGAUAUGGAGGAGAGAAAUAAUGUCCUGUUUGGUAGGCCAAAUGAAAUGGUUGAGACACUUUUAUUUCUCUCUAGAAAGACACAGUUCUGCUAUGAAAGGCAUUCCUAGAGCAGUUUAACACUUCUGUUGCAGUUCCUGAAGGAGAAGAGGAACUCUUAAAAAAACCAGUUUUAUUUUUCUAUAAUCUAGGUGUGUUACAGGUAGUAGACUGGGUUUUUUUUAUUCCACUUUGACAGUAAUAUUGAGUCAUAAAUGAGUGUUCAACCUUAUUUGGUCAAUCCAAAUAAGUAUUGACUAGAAAAUGUUUUAUUGUAUAUGUAUAUAGUGACUGCUUAGAGUUCAAAUAAUUAUUUUAAAAAUGGGUUAUAAUGUACUUGAAAUCUUAUUUUGUCCUAUCUGACUUCUAAUGUUUUGCAAUCAGACAGUCUAUUCUGGGUAAAUAGCUGGGAAUGGUGCAGCUACUGGCAUAAUUCUUUUUAAAUACACUCCUUAAAUAUGACGUGAGACUUGGCUGUUCAGGACACAAAGCACCUGCAUGCAAUUUGUGUUGGGAUAUUUAGAGUCUGCAUACUUGGAGGUAGCUAGAAAAUUGUAGUAAAUUUACUAAAAGGCCUGUUCUCACCAGGCUAGGAGUGGGUAUAGAAAGACACUAUAUGUUCAUGUAACAGUUCAAUAACUCUGUGCAAAGUGCAGCUUUCCUGUGGGCUUAGCAAAUCAUCACAACUGUAUGUUUCUGUAUUAUUUUUCCCCCCAUCCUUGUAGGAGACCCUCCUACACUGUAUAUGGCAAAAUUAUUUUUAUGUUAGAUUGUGCCUGUGAUGAGAAAAAAUUCAAUGGUCUUUUGUGUAAACUAGUAAGUUUUUAUACCGUGGAACUCGGAGGCAUGGUCUAAUAGCAAUAAUGGAAUAUGCAUCUUGCUAAUUAAUAUAUUAAGGCCAUCUUUACUGGGACAGGUAUUUUUUGUUGAUGUUGAUGCAGUUUUUAUCUCAGUACAGCUCAUUUCAAAUAAAUAACUAGAAUUUUUAGAUGUCACAAGGUGGCAUAUUUAUUGUGAUGUACUGUAAAUGUUGUUAAUUUACAGAACUUGCACUUUUAUAUUUCUGAGUAAAAUUAAAAGAAAUGUGGACAUGAA